UUUGAUCCGUGUGUGCGGCUGCGAGAUGUCGCGGCUGAGUGCAACCGACGCCGCGCUCCAUGCAGCAGCGACGUCCCUUGGAGACGCAUCGCUGCUACUGUGGCUCAUGGUCCCGUCGAUUACGUCGAUUGUCGUGGUCGCUGCGUUUGUGAUCCACCACAUUCGCCAUCACGACGGGGUGAAAGCCCGCAAGGGUGCAACAACGGAGACCACGUCGAUACAUGCAGCGACGACAACACCAACCCACCAUAGCGAUUCCUUUGGGCAUGGAUUGACCCUUCGCGACGUGUCGAAUCCUGAAGCGACCAUCGACUUCAACUCGAAGCUCCCCAUCCCGAUCAACUCGGCCCUGUUCCAAGGAUUUGCAUAUGUGUUGCUCCGACGACCAGACGGCGACCCGCAUUGGGACCCUCACUUUGAGGGCAAACAGCGAACUGUCUGGAUCAUGGUGCAGGGGUCUUUUAAGCGAGCUCCUCUUGGAACGAUCUACGUCGCAGGCGAGCUUCCUCGCACGAUGGCUCUGACGUUUUGGAGCAAGGCGCUCGUGACCAUGAUUGUGGCGACGAUCAAGUCGUUGCUUGGUGGCAUCAUUCAUUUUUCGUUUGGUGACAAAGACGAGUUGCCUCACUUGGCGCUUCCGUUGUACCAGAGCGCCGACACAGUCAUUGCGACACCUCUCGACGAAGUGCCGCCCAAAUUGGGAGCGUCCAACUGGGUCGAAGAUCCUGCGAAAAGGGCCGAACGCAAGCGAACACCAGUGGGCGCCGAGACCUUUCGUACCGACGUGGUGUAUUCAUUCCAGUUCCACACGAUGCACGUCGAUUUGGCCCAUUGGAGUCUCGUGAACCUCCCAGGCCUCCAGAACGUCAGCUUGACGUCUCUGAUGGGCGACAUGUCGUUGCGGCUUGGCGUGUACGAGCACACGGACCCAGUGUCCCCCGCCGAAGAUUCUGCGCACAUCACCAAGGAGUACUGUUUCUCGUUUGACAUUUCGUCGAGCUUGGCAGCGCCAUCGACGAGUGCCGCCUCGUCCACAGACAAGCUGGAGACGUCAAUUCCGUCCGCCACCGCCGUCGAGUUUGAGAUGUGGAUGUGGCUGGAAACAUUUGACCCAUCAACAGAACGUCGACCGGUCUCGUACCUUUUCCGCGUUUUGCAGCCAGACGGAACCCCGAAAACCGUCCUGGUCUCGUCCGCAAACAUUAUCGCCAUCCUUUCGUCUUGCUCGGACAAGUCUGUCCGCCUCUUGACUCGCGCCCGCCUGGACCACUACCUUGCCAUUGACGAUCAAGUCGUGGACAUCAACCGACGAUUGCACUCGGUGGCCGCCAUGUCGCAGUCGUCUGCGGCGUACGCUCUGCUAAAAAACGUGUUGACGCCCCCGUCGUCGCCUGACUCCCCAACGGCGUUGCUGCCGCAUGGCCAAUCCCCAAAGGACCUGGGCGUGCAUGUAUGGCGGUGGGAUCUGAACGUGUGUAUGGAAGGCAGCUGCUACCGAAUCGUGAGCGACGUGUGUUUGCGGCAAGAGUAUAUCGUGCUUACAUCGGCGUCGCUGCUGGUGUAUCGCACAUACGCGUCGCAGCCGGCGGUCAAGAUAUCGGUGAACAACAUAACGAACGUCACGACGCUAUUCGUGCAUGAUCUGCAUGUUGUGGCGAUUUACACGUGGACGGAAGUGAUGUACUUUCAUGUGAGCGACCCUGCGGCGUGGCAGGCGGCGCUGGUCGCCGCGACCGACCGCCCGGCGUUGCAAGCCAUCACGUCACCAAGCAAUCACAAAGUCAACUUGUCCCAGUGGAGUCCGUUCAAUGUGGUCACGUUCGAGGGCCAACUCGUUCUGAACCACCGAAAAAUCGCCUUCGACGAUGGCGACGACUGUCCGACUCUUCAACUGGACGAUGCUGUCACGAAAUCGGCCGAAUGUGUGCAAAUGGCGGUGAUGGCGAGCACAUCUCGCCAACACCGCGCCAAGUUGCAACGAAUGGUCCAUGCGCUCCGUCAGGUCGACCUGGCUACCUUGUCCACGUCCGACAUGAAGCUCGUUUUUCUCCUGAACGUGUACCAGGCACUUCUCGUCCACGCAUCGAUGGCCCUUCCAUUCAGUACAACUGUGACCAUGCACCAAUGCGCGUACGAAGUCGGCAAGCAAAAACUUGUGCUGUCCCUGGCCGAGAUGGAGCACGUCCUGAUGCGUGCGGCGGCGCCGCAGUUGACGGAUUUGCCAUACUUGGACUUCGUCCCCGAGGCGGCGGCGUAUCCAACCUCGUUUUCCAUCUUGACGUUGCCUUCGCGAGACUUUCGCGUGAGUCUUGCCCUUCAUGCUCAUCGCUCCGACAAGCGCAUUGUUGAGUAUUCCGUCGACGGCGUCCACUGUCAACUCAACCAUGUCGUGGGAACCUUUCUUGGUCAACACGUGCGCGUAAAAUCCAGUGGCGCUGUGACGUUACCCCUGGUGUGCCAGUGGUUCCAAUCAGACUUUGGCGACCACAUCCUCCGCAAGACCAUGGGGCUGCUCGCUCCUGACACGUUUGCAAAGGUACAGGACGCCCUAGACCAUCCCAAGUUUUCCGUCCAAUUCCGAGACAACCGCGCUGACCGAGUGUCGUCCCAGUGGGCGUUGGUGUCCACGGCGGCGCUGACCGCACAAGCUAUCGCUGCGUAAUUAUUUAUACAAGACUAUUUGUUCCCCAAGGACUUUUGGCCCUUGGACGCUCGA
Aphanomyces invadans is the source of this 2716-nucleotide messenger RNA. RefSeq lists its product as hypothetical. The record is from RefSeq and is a predicted model, not a curated record. Lineage: Eukaryota; Oomycota; Saprolegniomycetes; Saprolegniales; Verrucalvaceae. The transcript has a single exon. The coding region runs from base 26 to 2662 and encodes 878 amino acids.